AUGACCAUCGAAUCCCUAUGGUCGCCCCGUACCCCGGCCCCUAGGCCUUAUACUCACAAUGUUGCUGCUCCCUUCCCUCAGCCGUACCUUGCUGGUUUUCCUUUCCACGGUUACGCUAUGCAGCCUCAUAACGUGGCCAUCCCGCAACCCCAAGGGUCUUAUCAAAAUCUAGGUCAACCAACAUACGACGUCAACCAGGCCUUGCACCAUGCCCCAACUCUCUCUUAUUCGGUGGAGGCUCCACGUAUGCCCCACCCACAACCGGACCAGCGUGCUCGCAACCCCGAUGUAAGGAUAACAACCGCUCAUACGUCAGGACGCAACAAACCGCUGAACGAUAACUUGCGGUUAACCCCCAUACCCCUUGGUUUCAAAGGCCCAUCCAACAUUUCCACAAAUAUUGGCGACACAGACCCUGUAAGAACCAAGUCGAAGAAAGCAGGAAGAGCCCCAAGGUGCAGUCGCCCUUCAAAACGUGGUUCAUCAGGGCGCCAGUCACACAGUGUCCUGCAAACGGAGUACAAAGAAGAGCCCAAGAGCAACCAACGAACCCAGCAGCCAACCAGAGAAGUCACCGCGUAUUGCAAGUUCCACCGUAGCAACGACCACAGUACUGAGGAGUGUAGACACCUCAAAGAUGAGAUUGAUGAGCUCAUCAAGGGUGAUGCUCAAAGGCGUGGCCUGAGUCUGCACACCAAACAUGUACAGGAAGGCGACACCGCGAACGUAGCAGGUCGCCAGAACGAAGAAAAAACAACCAACCUGGCUAUCAACCUCGUCGCGAGCGAGGUCAUAAAGAAGGCUCCCCACGAGACCGCAGAAUGUCCGGUAGCCAAAGCAAUGGAGGGAGGAGGGAAGGAGAUGACAAAGAUUCAGCAGUCAUCAGGCACAGAUGAACUUUCAGGUUUCAACGCAACUACCACUAAGCCCCUAGGAAUGAUAAACCUGCGUUUAUCUUUGGGGACGCCUCCCACAUCAAGGUCAUCCGACAUCCAACUCUUGGUGCUUGACACCCAAUCAGCUUACAACGUUAUCCUCGGCAGAAGGAUGCUCGCCGCGUUUGAAGCAAGCAUAUCACACCCGCGCCUGGCAAUGAAGUUCCUGGUGAGGGACAACAAGAUCGCGACGGUAAAAGGCGACCAGACGGUAGCUAGGAGUUGCUACAACAUAUCUCUGAGACCAGCACCUAAGGUCACCUUCAAAGACCAACCAGCGCUGCAGGGGACGACAUCUCAGGUAACGGAAGAAAUUACUAGUAAAAAUAAAAAAGAGCCUGAUCAAUGUUUUCUUGUAGAAUUCGACGCUAGGGACGACCCUCGAGCAGAGCAUUCCAGGCCCACGCCUGAUGGAGAGUUAGAACAUGUCAUUUUGGGUGACGCCGAACACCAGACGACUACUAUUGGAGCAACUACUGAUCUGGAAAUGAAGAAGAAGUUGAUCGAACUACUACGAAGCAACAGAGACCUCUUCGCCUGGAAACCAUCUGACAUGCCAGGUAUAGAUCACGAAGUAUGUUGCCAUCGACUGUCUAUGGACCCCAGAGCAAAGCCCGUUGCGCAGAAAAAGAGGAAGUUUAGCCCGGAUCGCCAGAGGGUAAUCGACGAGGAAGUAGAAAGGCUCCAUGACGCUGGCUUCAAAAAAAAAGUCAAAUAUACAACCUGGCUCUCCAACCCAGUGUUGGUCAAAAAGACCAGCGGGGCGUGGAGGAUGUGCGUCGAUUACACUGACCUGAACAAAGUGUGCCCCAAGGAUGCUUAUCCCUUUCCAAGCAUUGACCAGCUGGUGGAUAACGCGUCCGGGUUCAAGAUACUCUCAUUCAUGGACGCCUACUCUGGUUACAAUCAAAUUCCAUUACUUGAAGAAGAUCAAAUCAAGACGGCGUUCAUCACCCAGAACGCCAAUUACUGUUACACUAUGAUGCCUUUUGGCCUGAAGAAUGCGGGCGCCACGUACCAACGAAUGAUGAAUGAAAUGUUCAAAGACUUGAUCGGCGACAGCGUGGAAGUCUACAUUGACGAUAUGAUCGCCAAGUCGCAAACACCGGAACAGAACUUGAUGCAUCUUCAGGGCGUGUUCGAUAGGCUGACAAAGUACAACAUGCGGCUCAAUCCGAAUAAGUGCGCUUUCGGCGUCCCGACGGGCAAGUUUCUAGGCUUCAUGCUAACCGAGAAAAGCAUAGAAGUCAACCCUGAUAAGUGCAAAGCGGUCAUCGAAAUGCGAAGCCCGCAAAUAGUCAAGGAGGUUCUGCAGUUAACUGGAAGACUGGUAGCCCUAACGCGUUUCUUGGCGAACUCCGCGCACAAAUCACUCCCCCUGUACGGAGGCCAUCAGUGCGUUAGAGAGCCAAAGGGGGAAGGUCAAAAGCCGGUCUACUUCAUCGGCAAGGUGCUGCAGAGGGCUGAGCUGCGAUAUCAACAAGUUGAGAAAGUCACCCUCACACUUAUUUUUGUGGCACGAAGACUGAGGCCAUACUUCCAGUGCCACCCCAUCGUUGUCAGAACCAAUCAACCCAUCCGUCAAGCUUUGCACAAGCGAGACCUCGCAGGACGAAUGAUGUCUUGGGCGAUCGAGCUCUCAGAAUACCAGAUCAGCUAUGAGCCAAGAACCGCCAUCAAAGCUCAAGCCCUCAUAGAUUUCAUUGCUGAGAUGACACAAAACCCUAUAGCCAAUGCCCAAACCACUGAGACGCCAAACACGGCGAUAUGGAAACUAUACGUUGACGGCUCAUCAAACGUCAAAGGCUCGGGUGCAGGUAUGAUAGUUGAAAAUCCAAACGGUGUUGCUGUUGAACACUCCUUGUCUUUCAAAUUCAAUGCCACAAACAACCAGGCAGAAUAUGAGGCCAUGAUUGCGGGCCUAGUUCAAGCAAAGGAAAUGUGCGCCAGACGCCUCAAAGUCUUUAGUGAUUCCCAGCUGGUAACGUUUCAGAUUUCUGGCGAGUACCAAACCAAAAGACCGCUAAUGUGCAGGUACUUAGAGAAGGUCAAAGAGUUAAUCCAAAGAUUCGAAAGCGUCGAGGUGGAACAUAUCAGGCGUGCCAAAAACACAAGUGCAGAUAUUCUCGCCAAGCUGGCAAGCACCAAAAGCCCAGGUAACAAUCGUUCUGUAAUCCAACACAAUAUGCCUAACCCUUGCAUAGUCAUGAGCAUUUCAGGAUCAAACCCUGAGGUUGUCGAAGAGACCUGGAUCACGCCCAUUAUCAACUACUUAGCCGAAGGCAUCCUACCUCCCGACCAAAAAGAAGCUAGAAAAAUCGUAAGAAGAAGUGCACAUUUCUGCAUGGUACACGGGCCAUUGUACAAGCGAGGACUCUCAACCCCACUCCUGAAAUGUCUGAACCCCAGCGAUGUUCAGUUCUUGUUAGAGGAAAUACAUGAAGGGAUCAAUGGCCAUCACAUGGGCGGUCACUCACUAGCAAAGAAGGAGAUGAGAGCUAGAUUUUAUUGGCCAACCAUGGAGCGUGACGUCCACGAGCAUGUCAAAAAAUGUGAAAAAUUCCAGAGGUUUGCCGACGUACACAAAGCCCCACCUGAAGAAUUGAAGUCAAUCACAUCACCGUGGCCUUUCUACAAGUGGGGGAUUGACAUUCUGGGUCCCUUUCCUAUAGCGGCCGGCCGAGUGCAAUGGUUAAUUGUCGCCAUUGACUACUUUACCAAGUGGGUAGAGGCAGAACCCUUGGCCACAAUUACAUCUCAAAGGGCAAGGAAAUUCUUUUGGAGGAGCAUUGUAUACCGUUUCAGUAUUCCAGCAUAA
Messenger RNA from Gastrolobium bilobum, 3753 nucleotides. RefSeq lists its product as uncharacterized. NCBI's taxonomy places the organism in Eukaryota, Viridiplantae, Streptophyta, Magnoliopsida, Fabales, Fabaceae. The record is from RefSeq and is a predicted model, not a curated record. Bases 1 to 3753 code for a protein of 1250 amino acids. Gene Ontology annotation, biological process: DNA integration. The transcript has 4 exons. Gene Ontology annotation, molecular function: nucleic acid binding; RNA-DNA hybrid ribonuclease activity.